Molecule: messenger RNA, 895 nt
Organism: Brassica rapa (field mustard)
Lineage: Eukaryota; Viridiplantae; Streptophyta; Magnoliopsida; Brassicales; Brassicaceae
Product: co-chaperone protein p23-1
Biological process (GO): protein folding; chaperone-mediated protein complex assembly
Cellular component (GO): cytosol; nucleus
Molecular function (GO): Hsp90 protein binding; protein-folding chaperone binding
Source: RefSeq, a predicted model, not a curated record
UGUGAGAUAGAGAGUGGGUUUCUAUAAGGAGAAAAGCCACAUGGUGUUCGUUAAAAUUAUAAAAUUUGAUUUUUUCAAAGGGACUAGAACACAGGGGAAGCAUCUAGAGACAGAACUUGAUCCUCUGUAUAUAUGCAGUCUCUUGCCUUUAUUUUUUCUCUGAGUAAUCCUCUGUUUCUUGUUCUGGAGUUGUUCUCGUUGAUCGUCGGAAAAUGAGUCGACAUCCUACGGUGAAGUGGGCGCAAAGGUCAGAUUGGGUUUACAUAACAGUGGAGUUGCCAGACGCUGAAGAUGUAAAGCUUAAGCUUGAGCCUGAAGGAAAGUUAUUUUUCUCUGCUACGAGUGGAGCCAGCAAGACACUGUACGAGGUGGACCUUGAUCUGCUCGACAGUGUUGAUGUGAAUGAGAGCAAAGUGAAUGUGAGCUCGAGGAGUGUAUUUUACCUGGUGAAGAAAGCUGAGAGCAAGUGGUGGAACAGGUUGACUAAACAGGAAGGGAAACAUCCUCUGUACUUGAAAGUUGAUUGGGAUAAAUGGGUUGAUGAAGACGAAGACGAUGAAGACAAAGGAGGAGAAGGAGACAUGGACUUUGGAGAUUUUGAUUUCAAUGGUCUUAACAUGGGAGACACUAACGAGAUUGGAGAGGAAGUUGCAGAAGAAGAUAGUGAUGGAGAGGGUGAGACUGUUGCAGAAACAAAAGAAAAGAAGAUCGAAGGAGAAAAAGAUGAAGAAGCAGCGAAUGUUAAGAAGGAGUAAGCUUCAUGUUAUGCUAAGAUUUUUCUAAUACUGUUUUUGCUUGAAAUGGCUUGUAAUGGUACGAAUUAAGGACAUAGUUCCAAUGAACUAGUAGACUUUAGAAAUCCUCAACUCCUUUAAUACGACGAUCAAAUUACAAC